Aspergillus puulaauensis is the source of this 1446-nucleotide messenger RNA. RefSeq names its product Zn(II)2Cys6 transcription factor. Gene Ontology annotation, molecular function: DNA-binding transcription factor activity, RNA polymerase II-specific; zinc ion binding; RNA polymerase II cis-regulatory region sequence-specific DNA binding. The record is from RefSeq and is a predicted model, not a curated record. The transcript is spliced from 6 exons. Bases 1 to 1446 code for a protein of 481 amino acids. Gene Ontology annotation, cellular component: nucleus. Gene Ontology annotation, biological process: positive regulation of transcription from RNA polymerase II promoter by galactose. Lineage: Eukaryota; Fungi; Ascomycota; Eurotiomycetes; Eurotiales; Aspergillaceae.
AUGAACAGGAACAGGAACAGACAGCAACGUCUAGCCCCCAAAACCGGCCCCUCGCCCCCAGAGCCGCCCGAGAACUCUGGCAAAGUAUCCAAGUCGCUGAAGGCAUGUGAGCGAUGUCGCGGAAUGCGCAAGCGGUGCGAUGGGACUCAGCCCUGCGCGAGAUGUCGGCGGCUCCAGGCCGAGUGCGAGUAUACCGGCGUGGAUGGACGGAGGAGGGAAGACUGGCGAGCGCGGAUUGAAGCGCUGGAGCAGCGGAACGCGUACCUGGAGCAGGUUGUCCAACAGCUGAGUGGCGCCAGGGAACAACGUGCCUCAAUGACACAGCCAGAUCUGGGAGAUGGCGUCGAACUGGGAAUGACUGCGUUGAACCUGGCGAGGGCCAAGAUGCAAGAGGCUUUGAAGGAUGUUCCUACUGAAGUAGAGAAUGAUGACAGCAGAAGGACAUUGCAGACAUUAGUCUUCCUGGAAGGAUGGCUUUCAUAUUCGCUCGGCUAUCGGAAUUGCUUGAAUCAAAACGAGAUUGAUCUGGUCCACUGCACCGUGACCCUAAACAUGGACUCGGAAAACAGCGAAGCCCUGACAACAAGACUGAUCCAGUCUCAAAUGACACGACUGGCCCUGCUGGCUUCAGGGAUCCAGUCUCAAAUGGCCCACUAUCAGCAUGACGACUGCUGGACCCACGCAGACAAACUGUCCUCCAAACUCGAUAUAUGGCACGCGGCUCUCCCGCCAGAUCUACACUUGGCCGCCCUCAAUAAGCAGGGGAAGACAUUAACCCUUGUUCAGGAGCGCGCUCUAUACCUAAUGCAUAUACUUUAUAUCGAUGCGCGGCUGCAGCUGUAUUGUCGUUUAUUCAAGGCCUCGCAUCACGCAUCUCCAGGGGACAAACAGGAACGAGGUCAGGAAGAACAAGAGCAGGACUCACCCUCCAUAGAGGGCCUAUUCCAAAAAGUUCCCCGCCAUAUCAGCGACGUCCAUACAGACUUCGCCGUGCAGCUCGCGCGCAUUGCCUCGCUGCUGUACAACGAGAAGGCAAUCUUCACGCGGUGCUGGCUAGCCAUAUGCGCCGUCUUCGACGCCAGCGUCGUCCUCCUCCUCGGAAUCUGCCAGAAAUACAUCACAGGCGACAGUCCCGGCUCUGGGAACGAGUUCUAUAGUAUCCCCCAGCUCGCCGGUCACCUUGAGUCAUGUAUGACGGUGCUGCGAUUCUGCGGGCGCAGCGACAUUGCCGCGCAUCGGCUGGGUGACAUGCUUGAGCCUAUUGUCGAGCAGCUGAACCGCAUGGACGUGAUCGAGCAUACGCCGCAGACCCACGAGGAUGGGGAUCCGAUGAAGAUUCAGUAUGUACUGGGUGAAGAAGGGUCUUCUGAGGCGCUUCCCCUGCUGCGUAUGACGUACCGGCUGUUGAAUUCUAUGCCGCCGGAGGGGAGUACUGUGUGGGUUUAG